AUGCUUGUUUCCCUAGGCAGCGCAAUGCUUGUUUCCCUAGGCAGCGCAAUGCUUGUUUCCCUAGGCAGCGCAGGUCACGUGCGUGCUGUGAUCGCUGCAACAGAGGUAAAUAAACUCUUCUGCCCUCUAAGCUUCUUUUCUCUUAACAAAGCUAAAAGAGCUGCCUGCUUGCGUGCUGCCGCUCUGCGGGGCCGCGUUGCCUGUAAGCCCGCGCCCACUACCCCCCGCCGCCCUGCGCCCGCCCCCGCCGGCGCCCGCUCCCCGGCCCGGCCUCCACUCCCCGCCGGCCUCCCCCUGCGCUAUUCCUCUAGGCACAGCUGCCUGCCCCUUCCCCCUGUUACUGUUGUCUAUAUGCGGCGCUUUGUUGCAGCGCUUAUUGCAGAGGACAAGCAGGCUGCGUCCUAG
Lindgomyces ingoldianus is the source of this 405-nucleotide messenger RNA. RefSeq lists its product as uncharacterized. NCBI's taxonomy places the organism in Eukaryota, Fungi, Ascomycota, Dothideomycetes, Pleosporales, Lindgomycetaceae. The record is from RefSeq and is a predicted model, not a curated record. The coding region runs from base 1 to 405 and encodes 134 amino acids. The transcript is spliced from 5 exons.